Chironomus riparius is the source of this 2728-nucleotide messenger RNA. The record is from the annotation of a GenBank genome assembly. NCBI's taxonomy places the organism in Eukaryota, Metazoa, Arthropoda, Insecta, Diptera, Chironomidae.
UUUUCAUUUUAAUUUUAUUUUUUCUUUUAAGUGAUAAUUUUGUUUGUUUUUGUGCUCCUGUAUUUUAAGGUAGCUACAGGGAAGUUUUGCUUUACACUUGAAAAAACAAAGUUUACAUACUGCAAGGAAGAGCACACAAAAAGAAAGAAGAGGAAAAUUUAUUAAAAGCUCUUUUUCUGUCGAUUCCACAAACACUAUUUUCCUCUGUCAAACUGUGCGGUUGAGCUACUUGCUUCGUGUAUGCACAGAAGAAAUAACGUCUUUCGCCUCAAACAACCGUAAAUCAUUGAAACACAAAAAAAAUCGGAGAACGAGGAACAAGGAAGGAAGAUAAAAAAAGAACUUUGAGUGCUGAAAAUGGUUUUGUCCAAAAUGUAUUGUUCUGAACAAAUAGUUAUUCCAGAAAAAAUUUCAAAUUUAUUGAAAACAUAUGCGAAAGCUGCACUGAAAACUCAGCCGUACGAUUUAUUACGAUGGUCAGCUGCCUAUUUUCGAUGCUUAUCAAUGGAUAUAAUGCCACCAGUAAAGCUUCGUUAUGAACAAGAGAGUAUGCUUGGAUAUCUGACGAAAGGAUACAUAAAAGUUCUGUUGAAUCAGGUUGGGAAAGGAUUUUAUGUGCAACGAGACAUUUUAGAUCAUCGUUGGAAUGAAUUAUGUUUGCCGGAGGAUGAAAUGCUGAAAUUUUUGUCCCUGACCCGAAUGCUUUAUUGGCCUCAGGUACAUUGGCUCAAAUUGAUGUCUGUGAUGGUUGGAUCAAUUAAUCAGAGCUUUCAAGAGACAUUAAUGAUGCUCUUUGAACUAUUAACGGAUGAGCCCGAAGGCGGUUCAUCUCCAGUUCCAUUAUGGAGUAUACGUGAAUGCUUUAAAUAUCUCGCUGAAAUGGAUUGUUCUGAAGAGCAAACAUACUUUGAUGGUCGUAAAGUGCUAGCUGGAAAUGCAUUGGAUGAUGAAUUAAAAAUGCCACAAAUACCACAGAAAUUGUCAUCGACUUCAUUUCGAAAUGCAGUUAUCGAUUAUUGGAAGUAUCGUAUUGAGAACGAACAGAAGGUUAGAUCACAACAAGAGGAAGAUACAACAGCAGCAGCAAGAGCAUCAUCUCAACCAUCUACCCCGGCAGUACACGAAAAAGAUAACUUAAAUUCCGAUAAACUUUGCAAUUUAUGCUCAAUUCCAUCAACAUUACGUUGCGGCAGUGAUUUUCGUUUAACGGGUGAAUACAAAGAUCCAAUGAAUGUCAUUAAAGGCACAAAUAGCUUUAAUGAUGUUAUUAUGAUUGUUAAGCAACUAAAAUGUGACGAUGAGGAUGACGAUGAUUAUGAAAAAAUUUCGAAACGUGAUGCAAAAGUCAAUGAAAUGCGGCAAAAUGCAGCACAAUCAUUAGAGGAUGAGGCAAAAAAUGCAUUGGAACGUGAGUGUUGCGGACUGAUGAGAGAUAUUGGUCCACCAUGGAACUGGCUUCAUAAUUUUACAUCUCAUAAUUGCUACAAAAAGUCGUAUAAUUUUAUUGAACAAAUUUCUAUCUCAUCGGACAUGACACUGGACGAUGAUGAUAAUGUUGAGAGUACAGAUGAGAGUUUAAACAUGUCCGAGAUGGCUGUCGUUACAGAGAAACAACUUCCAACAUCAGCCACAUCGUUUUUUGACGAUGUGCAAUCAUCAACAUCGGGUGUUUCUAUAACACAAGAGGAAAGUAAACUAACAAGCUCGCCGUCGAAUGAGCAUAAAGUACUUGUUGAUACAAUUUGCAAUUUAAGUGAAGCAAUAGAAUGUGGUGAAUGUAUUAUCCGGGAAACAUCCUCGAUAGCAUCAGUGCUUAGUUCACAGCAUGAGAAGAAGCAACUGGAGACUGUUGACUAUGAACGCCUGAAGAAGUUUAUUGAUCGUGCUAUGGAGAAUGGACUUAUUUUUAAUGAUCUUAAUGAACUAUAUAAUUACUUUAUACAAGAAUCAUCACGCGAGCAUUAUAUGAAGCAACGUCAAAAGGAUGUUGAUGGGGAUGCGGAAGCAGAGAAUUUAAUUUUACCAUCAACAUCAUUAAGUGCUGGAAAAAAGCAUAAGCGAAAGGAAACGGAAGCAGUGAAAAGUAAUGAAAAUGUUACUACUGAUGGAAAAAAUGUUGUUUCAAUAUUUGGUGAAAGUGGAAUUGAGGUCGAUAAUAAGCUACUCGAUGCAAAAGUAUCCGAGCGUAUGAUACUUGGUCUUGUUGAUAAAACACAAAGUGAUAUAUCUGAUAUAUCUGAUGCUGCAUCAUCAAAUGCUUCCAUGUCGUCACUCAGUAAUGCCGAGACAGUCAAAAUGAAAGAGAAUAUUAAUGUGACACGUGAAAAGGACACGCAAACGAUGUCAUAUCAAGAGCGUAUACAUGAGAGUCGUAUGCAAAGUGGACAACGAAAAUCAGCAACGUUCAUCGAGCAGCGUCAACCAUUUACAUGUAAAAUACCAAAAUUACCUGGCAUCGGAGCACGACUUAGUGAUGAACGCAUUGAUAAAAUCCUCAAAUUCAUAACUCAUCGAUCAUUUCAGCAAGGUGGUUUUGUGUAUCCAAGAAAUUUUCUUGAAGAUGAUUGCCCAAGUUUGAUAGAAAAUUAAAUUAAAAACGAAGAAGACAAGUGUCGAAGAGAGAAUGAUGAAUCAGCAUAAAAACCAAAUCUUUUUACACUUUAUGGCUUAUUAACGAACGAAAGAGAAUCGCUUCUUCUUUUGUGUCGAGAGAAAGAAAAUUUUGUGU